Molecule: messenger RNA, 436 nt
Organism: Triticum dicoccoides
Lineage: Eukaryota; Viridiplantae; Streptophyta; Magnoliopsida; Poales; Poaceae
Exons: 1
Coding region: 1-276 (91 amino acids)
Source: RefSeq, a predicted model, not a curated record
AUGGGGAGUGGGAAGAAGAGGGCGGCGCUUGCGUCCCUGUUCGGGUUCAAGAACAAGAGACAGGAGGAGGAAGAGGCCGCGGCCGCGGCCGCGAGGCGGCAGCAGCAGCAUGCGGCGGCAGCGCCGCAGCAGAGGUACCAGCAUCACAGGGUGCGGCCGAGCGACGACGACGACUACCCCCGGCACUGGUACGCCGAACGCGACAUCGACCGGAAGGCCUCCGAGUUCAUCGACAAGGUCCACCGCCGGAUGCUCGCCAACGAGCAGGACGGAUAGCCACCAGCCGGGCCGCGGGUGUCGUAUAUAUAUACGUACCAGCAUGCCGAUGGAUCUAGCUAGGUCGUGCAUGCAGGCUAUAUGCAGCAGUUGCGUGCAUGGUUGAGUGUGUGUGGGUGUGGGUGUACGUGUGUCUGUGAUUAGUUGCUUUGCUUUGGGU